CGCGUGUCAACACGCUCCCCCACCCCACCUCGCGUUCUCCUUAAAAGCCCCCGAGAAGAUUCACCUUAACAUUUCCCAGUCUCUUCCAUUCAACACCACCACCUCUGCAAGAAGCAAAUUAAUAUCCUAGAAUUGCAUUGAGACGUGUCCCGACCACUUUGGUACUUGCAACCAGCAAUUAUCUCUUUGAGUGUCCGCACUGCAUAGUGCCUUCGCCACCCUUCUGACCUUCCGAGCUUCCCUCCAGUCUUAGUCCACACAUCCAUUCUCGCCAUGUAUGUCAGAAAGCGCGAUGGACGCCAGGAACGCGUCCAGUUCGACAAGAUCACGGCACGAGUCUCCCGACUCUGCUAUGGGCUUGAUAUGGACCAUGUAGACCCCGUUGCCAUUACCCAGAAGGUCAUCUCUGGCGUCUAUGGUGGUGUCACAACCGUUCAGUUGGACGAUCUUGCUGCCGAAACUGCGGCGUACAUGACCGUCACCCACCCCGACUACGCCAUCCUUGCAGCCCGUAUUGCUGUCUCCAACCUCCACAAGCAGACCAAGAAGCAGUGGUCAUCUGUUAUCAGCGACCUCUACCACUAUGUCAAUCCUAGGAAUAAGCGGCCUUCGCCCAUGAUUUCCCAGGAGACGUACGACUGCGUCAUGCGUCACAAGGAGGACUUGGACUCGGCCAUCGUCUACGACCGAGACUUCAAUUACCAGUACUUCGGCUUCAAGACUUUGGAGCGGUCCUACCUGCUCAAGCUUGAUGGCAAGAUUGCCGAGCGACCCCAGCACAUGAUCAUGCGUGUUGCCGUCGGCAUCUGGGGAGAAAACAUCGAGCGCGUCAUUGAGACUUACAACUUGAUGUCGGGCAAGAUGUUCACCCAUGCCUCGCCAACCCUCUUCAACGCUGGUACUCCCCAGGCUCAGUUCUCAUCCUGCUUCUUGGUCGACAUGAAGGAGGACAGCAUCGAAGGCAUCUACGACACUCUGAAGACCUGUGCUAUGAUCUCCAAGAUGGCUGGAGGCAUCGGUCUCAACGUCCACCGCAUCCGUGCCACUGGAUCCUACAUCGCCGGCACGAACGGCACCUCCAACGGCAUCAUUCCGAUGCUCCGCGUCUUCAACAACACUGCCCGCUACGUCGACCAAGGCGGCAACAAGCGGCCGGGUGCUUUUGCCAUCUACCUCGAGCCCUGGCACGCCGAUGUUUUUGAAUUCCUCGAUCUUAGAAAGAACCACGGCAAGGAGGAAGUCCGUGCCCGGGACCUCUUCCUCGCCCUCUGGAUCCCUGACCUCUUCAUGAAGCGGGUUGAGAAGAAUGGCGAGUGGACUCUGAUGUGCCCCAACGAGUGCCCAGGCCUUGCCGACUGCUACGGCGAGGAAUUCGAGGCUCUCUACGAGAAAUAUGAGCAGGAGGGCCGCGGCCUCAAGACCAUCAAGGCGCAGAAGCUUUGGUAUGCCAUUUUGGAAGCUCAGACCGAGACUGGCAACCCCUUCAUGCUCUACAAGGACCAUUGCAACCGCAAGAGCAACCAGAAGAACCUCGGUACCAUCCGGAGCUCCAACCUGUGCACCGAGAUUAUCGAGUACUCUGCCCCUGACGAGGUUGCCGUCUGCAACUUGGCGUCGCUGUCGCUGCCGUCCUUUGUUGACUACAACGAGGGGGCCUACGACUUCCAGAAGCUCCACGAAGUCACUCAGGUCGUCGUCCGCAACCUGAACAAGAUCAUCGACGUCAACCACUACCCGGUCCCCGAGGCGCGCAACAGCAACAUGCGUCACAGGCCUAUUGGUAUCGGUGUCCAGGGUCUUGCCGACGCAUUCCUGGCCCUCCGUAUGCCCUUCGAGUCUCCCGAAGCCCGUGAGCUGAAUAAGCAAAUCUUCGAGACCAUCUACCAUGCCGCUCUCACCGCCUCGUGCGAAUUGGCCAAGGAGCAGGGUCCCUACUCGACCUACGAGGGCUCGCCCGUUUCCCAGGGUAUCCUGCAGUAUGACAUGUGGAACGUCAAGCCCAGCGACCUAUGGGAUUGGGAGAGUCUCAAGGCCACCAUCAAGGAGCACGGCGUCCGCAACAGUCUUCUUUUGGCUCCCAUGCCUACGGCCUCGACUUCCCAGAUCCUGGGCAACAACGAGUGCUUCGAGCCGUACACGUCGAACAUCUACCAGCGACGAGUGCUUGCUGGUGAAUUCCAGGUUGUCAACCCAUGGCUGUUGAAGGACCUUGUCGAUAUGGGCCUGUGGUCGGACAGCAUGAAGAACCGCAUCAUUGCCGCCGACGGCUCUAUCCAGGCUAUCCCCAACAUCCCGGCCGACAUCAAGGCCCUGUAUAAGACUGUCUGGGAGAUCUCCCAGCGUACCAUCGUCCAGAUGGCGGCUGACCGUGGUGCCUUCAUCGAUCAAUCCCAGUCCCUCAACAUCCACAUGCGGGAGCCUACGAUGGGCAAGAUCACCAGCAUGCACUUCGCCGGUUGGAAGCUUGGUCUCAAGACCGGCAUGUACUACCUCCGCACCCAGGCUGCUGCUCAACCUAUCCAGUUCACGGUUGACCAAGAGGCUCUCCGCCUGCAAGACACGGCCGUUGGAAAGACGACUUCUGGUCUGAGGAAGCGCGCCCCACCUUCGGGCAGCUACAUGGCAUCGUCGCACUCGGCCGUGCCGCGGCCCAUGUAUGCCAAGAAGGAGGAUCGCCCCGGCGGUAAUAUCGCCAGCAACGGGAUCCCGACUCCCAGCACCACGCCCCCACCAAUCAAGCUGGCUGCCAAUGGCGACGUCCAGUCGCGCCCGCUUGCAUCGCCUUCAAAACCCGUCCCCUUCAAGGCUGAUAUCCCCGAGGGAGACAGCCCCAAGGCCUUGCCCACCGAGCCAAGCGAGAAGAUCGAGCUCGAAGAGCUCAGUGACGCUACCCUCGACAGCAAGAAGGAGAGCCAGAACGAGGACGAGGAGGAUGAGAGCAAAGAGCGGGAGACGGACAUCUACUCGGACGCUGUCCUUGCUUGCAGCAUCGAGAACCCCGAGUCGUGCAUCAUGUGCAGUGGCUGAUCUGUCACCCUGUCGGAGAGCGAUGAUGAGUAAUGCGAUGGUUGAUGAUAGGAUAUAAUAUUGUACUGCAUGGUCUUUCUGGAGCGCAUUCUCUUGCUUUGGGCGCUCAACACUAAACACCUGAUACCAGCAAGGAUGCGCGUUUCGUUUGUAAGGGCGG
This is a messenger RNA of Phialemonium atrogriseum, 3187 nucleotides long. RefSeq names its product ribonucleoside-diphosphate reductase large chain. Gene Ontology annotation, cellular component: ribonucleoside-diphosphate reductase complex. The transcript has 4 exons. Gene Ontology annotation, biological process: DNA replication; deoxyribonucleotide biosynthetic process. The record is from RefSeq and is a predicted model, not a curated record. Gene Ontology annotation, molecular function: ribonucleoside-diphosphate reductase activity, thioredoxin disulfide as acceptor; ATP binding. Lineage: Eukaryota; Fungi; Ascomycota; Sordariomycetes; Cephalothecales; Cephalothecaceae. The coding region runs from base 274 to 3027 and encodes 917 amino acids.